UGAUUGCGGCGCGCCCGUGUCAGUCCCGGGAGAGAGCGCGGGCGGCGGGCCAGGCCGCGGGACAGCCGCAGGUGGGGCCUGGAGCGGUGGCCGCGUCCAGGCAGCCCCGCAGCCCCGCGCGGGAGCCAAGAUGCCUCGCGGGGACUCGGAGCAGGUGCGCUACUGCGCGCGCUUCUCCUAUCUUUGGCUCAAGUUCUCUCUCAUCGUCUACUCCACUGUGUUCUGGCUGAUUGGGGGCCUGAUCCUGUCAGUGGGGAUCUACGCAGAGGCGGAGCGGCAGAAAUACAAAACCCUAGAGAGUGCCUUCCUGGCCCCGGCCAUCAUCCUUAUCCUCCUGGGGGUGGUCAUGUUCAUCGUCUCCUUCAUCGGGGUGCUGGCUUCCCUGCGGGACAACCUGUGCCUUCUCCAGUCGUUUAUGUAUAUCCUGGGAAUCUGCCUGGUCAUGGAGCUUAUUGGUGGCAUAGUGGCUUUGAUCUUCCGGAACCAGACCAUUGACUUUCUGAACGACAACAUCCGGAGAGGAAUCGAGAAUUACUAUGAUGAUCUGGACUUCAAGAACAUCAUGGACUUUGUUCAGAAAAAGUUCAAGUGCUGUGGCGGGGAGGACUACAGAGACUGGAGCAAAAACCAGUACCACGACUGCAGUGCCCCCGGGCCCCUGGCCUGUGGGGUGCCCUACACCUGCUGCAUCCGGAACACGACAGAUGUUGUCAACACCAUGUGCGGCUAUAAAACAAUCGACAAAGAGCGCCUGAAUGCGCAGAGCAUCAUUCACGUACGGGGCUGCACCAGUGCCGUGUUGAUAUGGUUCAUGGACAACUACACCAUCAUGGCGGGCCUCUUACUGGGCAUCCUGCUUCCUCAGUUUUUUGGUGUGCUGCUGACCCUACUGUACAUCACCCGUGUGGAGGACAUUAUCUUAGAGCACUCUGUCACGGAUGGACUGCUGGGACCUGGUGCCAAUUCCAGCACGAACAAAGCAAGCACUGGAUGCUGUCUGUGCUACCCCGAUUAGGACCUGGCCUGGCACAGCAGCGCUACCCAGACGUACUGCAAAGUGCAUCCAAGUCUACACAAGCUGGACAGGACCAGCUGCAGCUCCUCGGCCUGCCCGUGGUACUGACCAAAGCCCAGGGUGUACGUGCCUGCGGCUCAUGUCUGUUGGCCACUCCACUCACUUUCCCCGGGGAAAGCUGAACCCUGCAGGAUCCUGGGAAACAGGGAUAGCCUAGGUCUAGUUUUGAGCCCCGGAGAAGGAAGCUCAGGGCUCAGUGUGGACUCUUUUUAUUUCUGGCAGUGCCUUGGCCAAUGGUCAUUAUGCCCCUUCAAGGGAAGUUUUUGCAGUGAUUUUUUUUUUUAAAGGAGAGAAGGGAGUGUAUCUGUUCCGCGGGGCAGGAAGUGUUGAGUGCAGCCCCGGUACACUGCUCUAGACAUGAGGUAGGACCAUGUCUCAAAUUCCCAGGUGCCUUGAGUCCUCUGUAAGGCUCCUGCUUCACCCACCCAUUUUCUAUGUGAUUUUUUUUAAUAUAACCAUAUUUUGUAUACAAUUAACAAGAGUUUCUGGCUACUCAAAACUAGCCAACUAGCCAUCCCCAACCCAGUCCAGUCAUCCCUCCCUUUAGUUCAUUAAUUGAACAAUAAAGAUGUGUUUUUUGGGGUGGUUCUUU
Arvicanthis niloticus (Nile rat) is the source of this 1667-nucleotide messenger RNA. It is a transcript of the gene Tspan15, whose product is annotated as tetraspanin 15. The record is from RefSeq and is a predicted model, not a curated record. Lineage: Eukaryota; Metazoa; Chordata; Mammalia; Rodentia; Muridae. Gene Ontology annotation, cellular component: plasma membrane.